AUGAAGGAGGUUGUGCCGGAUGUGUGGGUGGGCAAGCCUCCCUCCUCCGACGUGCUCGGCAGCAUUCAGGCGGUGAUCAGUUGUGCCCUUGAUCCGUGUCCGACGUCGUUGGCCGAAUUGAAUGUGCCUGUGGAUGACGCACCUGAGGCGCCCAUCUUUUUAUACUUUGCGCAAGCCCACCAGUUUCUCAGUACACAUGUGCAGCGCAAGGAGCCUGUGCUAGUGUACUGUGAAUCUGGGCGCUCAUGCAGUGUGACGAUUGUCGCUGCUUACCUUAUCGCAGAAAGGCACGCAGCCAGUGUCGAGCAGGCCUUGGCACAGAUUCGACAUGUGCAGCCGCAGGCCGAACCCAACGCAGGUUUCUUGCAGCAAUUGGAGCUGUACGUGUCCGAGUCGUGCCGGGUGCGGCUAGCAUCGCCGCGUGUGCGCAGGUACCUUUUGCAACAUACUUUUGCGAUGGGCGACUAUAUCACGCCAGCCAUGCUGGCUGCGCAAGAUGAUCCAUACUCGGACGCUGUGCCAGAUACACCCGCAUCUACGUGUGCGCGUCUUCGAUGUAAGAUGUGUCGUCGAGAGUUGGCGAAGGACGCGGAUGUGGUGCAGCACGAGCCUGGCAAGGGUGAGCUGGCGUUUGAGCCACACAAGCGCGAUAGUGUGCGUCGAGGGCAAGACACGGCACCUGUUGCGCGGCAAAAAGGGCCGUCACUAGGCCUGGAACGAAUGCAGCGCGUGCUAGGGCCACGGCGCGGACUCCUUCAUUCGCCAGCGUGCUCGGCGUACUUUGUCGAGCCGCAGCUGUGGAUGACCGAGUCGUCCGACGUGGUAGUCGGUGUCGUGUCAGGCCGGCUUGUUUGUCCCAAUACCCACUGUCACGCCAAGCUGGGAAGCUGGACAUGGGCAGGCACACAAUGUGCAUGCGGCGCAUGGGUGACCCCUGCCUUUGCACUCCAGCGUGCCAAAGUCGAUGAGGUUAAAUAA
Messenger RNA from Malassezia restricta, 978 nucleotides. RefSeq names its product mitochondrial alcohol dehydrogenase isozyme III. The transcript has 3 exons. Lineage: Eukaryota; Fungi; Basidiomycota; Malasseziomycetes; Malasseziales; Malasseziaceae. The coding region runs from base 1 to 978 and encodes 325 amino acids. Gene Ontology annotation, molecular function: protein tyrosine/serine/threonine phosphatase activity. Gene Ontology annotation, biological process: protein dephosphorylation. The record is from RefSeq and is a predicted model, not a curated record. Gene Ontology annotation, cellular component: nucleus.